Molecule: messenger RNA, 3355 nt
Organism: Paramisgurnus dabryanus
Lineage: Eukaryota; Metazoa; Chordata; Actinopteri; Cypriniformes; Cobitidae
Gene: cep97
Product: centrosomal protein 97
Biological process (GO): negative regulation of cilium assembly
Cellular component (GO): centrosome
Molecular function (GO): protein binding
Source: RefSeq, a predicted model, not a curated record
UGGCGGUGACACAAGCGGGAAGUAUGGCGGCUACAAACGGUGCGAUUGUCAGUGAUGCGAUUGUUCAAAUAUCAAAUUACGAAGGUCCUGGAGUAUUGGACCUUUCAAAUCAGGGUCUUCACAAACUGGAUUCAAUGUUUCUCUGUCCAGUGGAGACCCAGACUCUUAUUUUGGACCAGAACCACAUUAUUAAACUGGAACACACAGAGAGAAAUGAAGCUCUGCAGCAGCUGUCUGUGGCCUGCAACCGUUUAGUGCGCAUGAUGGGCGUCUCAAAGCUAAUAAACUUACGAGUGUUGAACCUCCCGAACAACAGCAUUGGAUAUAUUGAGGGCUUGAAGGACCUGAUUCACCUCGAAUGGCUCAAUCUCUCUGGAAACAAUAUAAAGGUCAUCGAGCAAUUGAGCAGCUGUGUUUCUCUUCAACAUCUGGAUCUGUCAGACAAUAAUAUUUCUCAAACUGGAGACCUCACAAAGCUUUCAGCUUUGAAGACACUUCUUCUGCAUGGAAACAUCAUCACGACUCUGUGUACUGUUCCUGCCCAUCUGCCAUCGAGUCUCACUGUCUUGUCUCUAGCGGAGAAUGAGAUUAGAGAUCUCGCUGAGAUGUCAUAUUUAGCACCACUACACAGCCUUGAGCAGCUGUCAGUCAUGAGUAACCCUUGUGUCAUGGCCACCCCGUCUGUACCCGGCUGUGAUUAUCGCCCGUACGUGGUGAGCUGGUGCCUGAAUUUAAAGGUGCUGGAUGGAUAUGUAGUUUCACAAAAAGAGGCACUGAAAGCUGAAUGGCUCUACAGUCAGGGGAAAGGUCGAAUGUUUCGCCCUGGGCAGCACGCACAACUGCUCCAGUAUCUGGCCUACACGUGUCCCCUGACAGCCACAACUGCCUUACAAACUGCAGAGGAUGCUAAACUUGAAAGAAUCCUCAGCAAACAAAGACAACAUCAGCGACAACUGCAACAAACACGCUACUGCAGUUCUCCGAGUCCAUCUCGGCCCACGUGUCUAGACGUGAAGCAGGGGCGCGUGCACAGGACUAGAGAUGAGGCAGCUGAUAAUGUCAUGGCUCAUGCAGAUGUAACAGAUCCAGGAAUUCAGAUGGACACGCGGACCGGUGCUGCAUAUUCACCUGCAAUUGCUGCCACCCGCCCUCCACCCUUGCCCACAGACGCCCUGGUUUUGCAAGAUGUGUCGGAUGAGGAAAAGCUUGAUGGCAACCCACUCUCUUCUGAAUCUGCUUUUCUACCCUUUACUUCUGCAGUUCAGCCUCCUUCACCUUCUGACAGCUGCGACGAGGAGUUUGAUGAUUCUUUAGCCCCGGCCACGUCGGUUCAGUGCCGCCCAUGUGAGGAGGAGGCGGCCGCUGUCAAAAGCGAUAUGCAGGAGGACGUGGAGUUCAGCAGGACACAGGAGGCAGCUGUGAGGAUUCAGUCCUGGUGGAGGGGAAACUGGACGCGCCACAAUCACUCACAUGCCAGAGAAGUACGCGCUGAGAUCCGCCUCCGCAGGAUGCAGGACUACAUCAUCCAUCUGAGAGGAGAACUGGAGAGACUGCGCAGACAACAAGAAGAAGAGCGACUGCAGAGACGCGUGCAGGAAGAAGCUGUAAAGUUCUUAUGGAAGCAGCUUCAGAUUGUACUGGAAUGGCAGGCAUCAGUCAACCAGCAACUUGGCGUUGUGCAGAAUUUGGUAUUAGACCCCAGGGUUCCCACUGCUGCUCCUGUGCCCACCCAUAACUCCAUCUCUGAAUCUGGCUUUCAUUCUCCUGGUGAACAACAGGGGGCGCCAGAGAAAAGCCUGAACAGUUCAGCCGGCUCACCCGAGCCGUCUCUUGUUAAUGUGACGCCAGCCGCUGGAGACAGUCUGUUAGAGGAGUAUCUCUCAUCUGUACAGAGACAGGAGGAGGAAGAAGAGGCUAAAGGAGCAGGGGACAGUCCUUCUACACCAUGUGACAGCUCUUCUAACACACUUAAAGAGCUCUUGAUCUCACCUGACAUGGACAGACUGAAAGUAGCUGAAAGUCAUCAAUCUUAGCAAGUCAGGCUGCCUUGUCCCUAAAUUUGUGCCAGAACUUGAGUUGAGCUUGAUCUUUUAUAGUCUUGUUUAACUUAAAGAUUUGUGGGAGAUUUAGUGAGUUGUGACAUGGACAUCACAGCUUUUCUUCUGACCAACUGUGAAUUAAAUACAUACAUGGACAUUUUUAUGAAAUUAUGUACAACUUUCUUAAAUAUUUUUUCAAGUGCACUAAAUCUUCAUGAACCCAGAGUGCCACGUUCUUCCUGUGCAUUUAUCAGUAGACAUGUUUUUCGAGGCAACCAAAAGUAAUCUUAGAUGGUGUAGAAGGGAAGUCAGUUGAUUUCAUAUACUGUAAGCUUUUCUUUAUGAAUACUGUGUGCGUCUGCUGCAUGUGUCAUAUGUGAAGUAUGCAAUGACUGUUAAUUUAUUUCACAUUUUUCUAUGUCAGAUAUAAAAAAAGUGAAAAUGCACUUUUAAUAAAUAAAAAGGUCUUUAACCAAUUCCAUCAACAUUUUUAUUUCAUUCUGCAUUCAUACAUAGGGUUUAUGCUACUGGACCAACAGCGACAUUCAUUUAGAAGACUUUAACAGAGACACUAUUUAAGUUUAUGGUUAAGGUACGUUUACACCAGGGUAUACAUCAAGUAAGAGUUGCUCUAAAUCAGAAUAGCAGAGUCCACAGCUACUGUAUGAUAACAAUACAGAGAGGAGCAAUAUAGUCGUAAUCCAAUCAAAAUACAUUUGAAUUUAAAGACAUCAUGCAUUUGAAAAGUAAAACUGCAGCAUGCUCGUGUCACGCUCCAAGUAUGUUUUCACCAUUUAUCUCCUGCUGGACUACAUUACCCAUCAUCCUCCACACUCCCUAACCUGAUUUAUUUGCUUCUAUUCCCCUCAGCCUUUGUCUGUACUCCAUUAUAUAGUGGGUUGCCUGCCUGCAUGUCUAUUUGUUUUUAGUUUUAUGACAGCUAGGGUUAGCAUAAACGCAAGGUUAUCCGUUAGGUUGAUCUGGACACUAAUUCUGUAUAAAGUUACCAAUGUAUUUAUAGUUAUGGUUCUUGAUGUAAACGGGUCUGAAGUAUAAAGUUUGACUGGCUUCAUCAGGUACCACUAAGAUAUUUUUAUACACAAUUGGCCAUCUGUAAAACAUUUAAUAAAAAAAUAUAUAUAUAUAUAUUUUAUUUAUUGUUUUACAUUGUCCUGUUACUCUCACUAUUACAUAUUUAUUCAGUUAGUGGAUUUAAUUUAUUCUUCUGAUGUUAAAUUUUAUCUUUACAUUUGCAGCAUGUGUGGUGUGGUGUUGUGUUAUGGUCAGAGAAAAUCUGUCAAUAACGGAUCAUUUUA